This is a messenger RNA of Beta vulgaris subsp. vulgaris (sugar beet), 4714 nucleotides long. RefSeq names its product DExH-box ATP-dependent RNA helicase DExH3. Lineage: Eukaryota; Viridiplantae; Streptophyta; Magnoliopsida; Caryophyllales; Amaranthaceae. The coding region runs from base 142 to 3729 and encodes 1195 amino acids. The transcript is spliced from 19 exons. Gene Ontology annotation, cellular component: nucleus; intracellular anatomical structure. The record is from RefSeq and is a predicted model, not a curated record. Gene Ontology annotation, molecular function: ATP binding; RNA binding.
UCAUUUCCCCCAGAGGGCACACACAAACACCAAUACAAACACGAACACGAAGCCGACCACGCUAAACCAAAUGCGAAUCAUCCAAAAAUAAGGCUAAGCACCACUCAUUAGUCAUUACUCUGACUCUCUUCCGUUACUGCCAUGCCCUGCUCUUCCCCCUUCUUCCAUGGCUAUCUCCGCACAACUUCACACCUCGCCAUGUCCCUUAAACCUACACGCAAUUUCCGCUUCCACUUCCACAACAUUUCUUCUUGUUCUUGUCCUCGAACACCUUUCUCUCUCCACGAAUUUGGGCAACAAAAGUCCUUUAAAACCCUAGUGUUUGGGCCCCUUCUAUGGCGGCCGAUAACUUGCCGAGUAGCGGCUGUCGGCGCGUCUAAAGGAUCCUUUGAACUGUUGCGCCGGAGCAAUGGGGAAUUGCCAUACUUGUUUCAGCAGAAUAAGGAGUUUGGAAGGUUUGCUUGUGAAGAUUAUUCAGAGGAUGAGUCUGAUCGAGAAGUUGAUUCUGCACACCAAAUAAAUUCUUCAACACUUGACAAUAUUGAGGAAUGGAGAUGGAAAUUCACAAUGCUUUGUCGAAACAAAGAUGAACAAGAAGUGGUGUCAAGGGAGAGAAAGGACAGGCGCGACUUUGAUCAACUUACUGCUUUGGCAACGAGAAUGGGUUUGCAUAGCCGUCAAUUUUCCAAAGUGGUUGUCUUUAGUAAAGUUCCAUUACCAAAUUAUCGCCAUGAUCUAGAUGAUAAGCGGCCACAACGGGAGGUUGUACUUGGAUUUGCUCUGCAACAGGAUAUAGAUAUUCUUCUCAAGAGGCACCUUUCUAAAAAAUCCAUGAAUGAAGGGGUUAUUCCAAAUUACACUAUUUCGGGGAACAAUUCCUAUUUAAAUAAGCAGGAAGUAUCAUACCAUCAGCCUGAGCCCACGGCAGAGAUCAAUGCCGCCAGGGAGAGAUCCCUUCGGCGGAAAAGUUUGCAAAUCCGGGAUCAGCAGCAAGAGUGGCAGGAUUCACCGGAGGGUCAGAAGAUGUUGAAAUUUCGAAGAAGUCUACCAGCAUACAAAGAAAGAGACGCUUUAUUGAAGGCCGUCUCAGAAAAUCAGGUAGUAGUUGUAUCUGGUGAAACUGGGUGUGGUAAGACAACUCAACUUCCUCAAUACAUUUUAGAGUCUGAAAUUGAAGCUGCCCGUGGAGCUAGUUGCAGCAUUAUCUGCACACAGCCAAGAAGAAUAUCAGCUAUGUCUGUUUCAGAGCGAGUUGCUGCAGAACGAGGGGAGCAACUUGGAGAAUCAGUUGGGUACAAAAUAAGAUUGGAGGGGAUGAAAGGGAGGGAUACACGCCUCCUUUUCUGCACAACUGGUGUACUGUUGAGGAGGCUGCUUGUUGACAGAGAUUUGAGGGGUGUGAGUCAUGUUGUUGUUGAUGAAAUUCAUGAGCGUGGCAUGAACGAAGAUUUUCUCCUGAUUGUCUUGAAAGAUCUCCUGCGCCGUCGUCCAGAUUUGAGGUUGAUAUUGAUGAGUGCAACCCUGAAUGCUGAGCUCUUUUCCUCUUUCUUUGGUGGAGCUCCUAUGCUACAUAUUCCUGGUUUCACAUAUCCUGUACGGGCUCACUUUCUGGAGAAUAUCUUGGAAACAACUGGGUAUAGGCUGACCCCCUAUAAUCAGAUUGAUGAUUAUGGUCAAGAAAAGACAUGGAAAAUGCAGAAACAAACUCUUAGGAAGAGAAAGACACAAAUUGCUUCGUCAGUAGAGGGGGCACUAGUAGACUCUGAUUUCAAUGGGUUUAGUCAUCGGACUAGAGAUUCAUUGUCGUGCUGGAACCCAGAUUCAAUUGGUUUUAAUCUCAUUGAACAUGUGUUAAGCCAUAUAUGUAAGAAUGAAAGACCUGGUGCGGUUUUAGUUUUUAUGACUGGUUGGGAGGAUAUUAAUACUUUGAAGGACCAGCUGCAAGCUCAUCCUUUACUUGGAGAUCCGAGCAGAGUUUUGCUGCUUGCUUGCCAUGGUUCCAUGGCUAGCGCUGAACAGAGGCUGAUAUUUGAUAGGCCUCCAAAAGGAGUGAGGAAGAUAGUGCUUGCUACAAACAUGGCAGAGACCAGUAUCACCAUUAAUGACGUGGUAUUUGUUGUUGACUGUGGUAAAGCAAAAGAGACAUCAUAUGAUGCAUUGAAUAACACUCCCUGCUUACUACCUUCCUGGGUCUCAAAAGCUGCUGCUCGGCAGCGAAGAGGAAGAGCUGGUCGUGUUCAACCAGGGGAGUGCUACCAUCUUUAUCCAAAAUGUGUCUACGAUGCUUUUAGUGAUUAUCAAUUGCCUGAGCUUUUGAGGACGCCUCUACAGUCCCUCUGUCUUCAGAUAAAAAGUUUACAGCUUGGUGGUGUUUCUGAGUUUCUGUCAAAGGCUCUGCAACCACCAGAACCAUUAUCGGUUCAAAAUGCUAUUGAUUUUUUAAAGACAAUUGGAGCUCUGGAUGAAAAUGAAAAUCUCACCGUGCUUGGUCAGAACUUGUCCGUGCUUCCUGUGGAGCCGAAACUAGGGAAAAUGCUAAUAUUGGGGGCUAUGUUCAAAUGCCUAGACCCAAUAAUGACUGUUGUUGCUGGUUUAAGUGUUCGAGACCCGUUCCUAAUGCCAUUUGACAAAAAGGAUCUUGCAGAGUCAGCAAAGGCUCAGUUCUCUGCUCGUGAGUUCAGUGACCAUCUUGCCCUUGUUCGAGCUUAUGAAGGAUGGAAAGAUGCUGAAAGACAACAAUCUGGUUAUGAAUACUGUUGGACAAAUUUUUUGUCUGCCCAGACUCUGAAAGCUAUUGAUUCUUUGCGGAAGCAAUUCUUCUCCUUGCUUAAAGAUACAGGUCUUGUUGAGUCCGAUAAAGAAACCUGUAACAAGUGGAGCCAUGAUGAGCAUCUUGUUCGAGCAAUCAUUUGUGCAGGUUUAUUCCCUGGUGUUUGUUCAGUUGUGAACAAAGAAAAGUCAAUAAUGUUGAAAACAAUGGAAGAUGGGCAGGUCCUUUUGUAUUCGAAUUCAGUAAAUGCACAAGAACCUAAAAUACCAUAUCCCUGGCUUGUUUUUAAUGAGAAGAUCAAGGUCAAUGCUGUCUUCCUGAGGGAUUCAACGGCAGUGUCAGAUUCUGUAUUGUUGCUGUUUGGGGGAAAAAUUUCAAGGGGUGGACUGGAUGGACACCUAAAAAUGCUGGGCGGAUACUUAGAGUUCUUCAUGAAACCUGGCUUAGCAGAAACCUACUUAUCCUUGAAAAGAGAAUUCGAGGAGCUUAUUCAUUGCAAGCUAGUGGAUCCGAAGUUGGACAUGCAAAGUUACGCCGACCUACUAUCUGCCGUGAGAAUGCUGAUAUCAGAAGACCAAUGUGAGGGUAGAUUUGUCUUUGGUCGUCAAUUGCCAACUCCAUCGAAGAAGGCAGGUAAAGCGACGAAUGCAAAGGGUGAGAAAAUCAGUGGUGACGAUAAUUCUAAAAGCCAAUUGCAAACUUUGCUUGCAAGAGCAGGGCAUGAAGCUGCUGCGUACAAGACUAGACAACUGAAGAACAAUCAGUUCCGUUCUACUGUAAUAUUCAAUGGCUUGGAGUUUGUUGGUCAACCUUGUAACAAUAAAAAGCAGGCGGAAAAGGAUGCCGCUGCAGAAGCUUUACAAUGGUUGAUGGGUGAUACCCCUUCAUUUCGGGGAGAUGUAGAUCAUUUGUCAAUGUUUAUGAAGAAAACUAAGAAGAAGCAUGGCAAAGGAACAUAGCUGUGUACUUGUGGAAUCGUCCCAACACUCUUUCCUGAAAUAUAAGAGAGUUGCAUCUUUGCUGCAUCAGAAGUUCACUAGAUACCGGAAAUGGAUCUCAGUUAUGAACAGGUUUGGACUCUGGAAGUCAAAUUUUUCUGUUACUAACUGGUACGGCCUUCUCAGCCUGGUUUGUGUUCUGGGUUAAUGAGGACAAUUCGAAGCAACUCUGAUGGUCGAGUCUACGAUGAGGCUUACAAAUAUUGGAAAUCUUAACUGUUAUAUGGGACGUGAUGGUGGGUGUCUGUUUUGGUUGAAUAUAUGAGUUUAAACUCAUACCCUUGAUACCCCACAUUAAAAGCAAGUUGAAGAGCUUUGGUCGGUGGUGAUUUUUUUUGUAGAUAAAUAUGAAAUUGACCAAUAUACCACAUUGACUUCUUCAUUAAGGAAUAUAGCGUGUUGAUAAAAUGUGAAUUUAUUCAACUAGAAAUGCAAUUCGUUCGUUGUUCAGCAACCAAUGUAGGAUGGGUGGAAAGAAGGGAAAAUGCCAGGAUAUUUGACAACGGAUGCUCAGUUGUAGACGUGGAUGCUUUUAUGACAGGCAUUGCUAUAAAAGUAUGUCUUGGCUAGGGUAAGACAAAGAGGAUGAUAAGUUUUGUUUAGGUUCUAUCAGAUAUAGUUCAACUUUUCUCGGCACUGCAGCAUGGAGGAUGGAUGUGCAUUUUGUUUUGGAUUUGCACUACCUGUAAGUGCUAUAGGUCUGUAGUUGGAGAGGAUGACGGGAAGAUCGUAAGUUUGAAAUUUAUAAUAUUUUUGGUGCACGCACUUGAUUGCAUAAUUUUAACGUUAGAAAUGCCACAUUUUUUUACUCACUAGUUUUCUUUUAAUUGUUGAACUUGCGCUUUGUAUGCAUGUCAAUGUAAAACUUUGUGGACAUAUAUCUUUAGUUUUGUAUUUAUAAAAAUUAUAAAAAGUACAUAUUAAUAAAAAUGUUAUUUUAUAUGUA